UUCAGAUCUAACUAACAAACGACGAAGAGGACGAAAGGUUGCACAGUGUUCGCUCUCUCGAAAAAGGCAAUCCGACUCCGAUCUUGUAUUCCGGUGAUCGUUGCUCACCUUGACUCUUCGAUUACGAUCGCUUCCUCAGAUCUUCAAUCGUACUUCGAAAUUUCGUUAUUGUGAUUCAGUGCAUUGUAGAGAUCUGUAUUAGGGUUUUGGCAAUGUCAGGCUUUCACGGGACUAAUGAUUCAUGUCCUUUGGUGAAGAACAUUCUUCUUCUAGACUCUGAAGGGAAGCGUGUGGCUGUCAAGUACUACUCCGAUGACUGGUCAACUCAUGCUGCCAAGUUGAGUUUCGAGAAACUUGUCUUCUCCAAGACCUCUAAGACCAAUGCUCGCACUGAAGCUGAGAUCACACUGUUGGACAGUAAUGUUAUUGUGUAUAAGUUCGCCCAAGACCUUCACUUUUUUGUUACUGGUGGCGAAGAUGAGAACGAGCUCGUCUUAUCUUCUGUUCUUCAAGGCUUUUUCGAUGCUGUUGCACUUCUUUUAAGGAACAAUGUGGAAAAGAUGGAAGCCCUUGAGAACUUGGAUCUCAUCUUUCUCUGCCUGGAUGAAAUGGUCGAUCAGGGGGUGGUACUUGAAACGGACCCUAACGUCAUUGCGGGGAAAGUAGCAAUGCAGAGCACAGAAGCUAGUGGUUCACUCUCUGAACAGACAUUAACUCAAGCACUGGCAACAGCUCGGGAGCAUCUGGCAAGAAGUCUGCUUACAUGAGUUCUCUCAUAUGCAUGCCCACACCUAAUCAUAAUCAGAAGCUUAUGAACAAGAACUAUGGCGGUCACAUGUGCGAAUUUUGUUGGGCUCGUAAAUGGGCCUCUUACUCUUUUGAUUUGUAUCAAUUAUAGUCCAUGUGUUCUUUAUCCUUUGGACCCAUAUUACUCUUUUGAUUUGAAUCCAUCAUUUUGUGAACUCUCCAGAAAAUUAUUAUAAUUCGCCUGGUUCAUAA
Brassica oleracea var. oleracea is the source of this 999-nucleotide messenger RNA. Its product is annotated as coatomer subunit zeta-2-like. Gene Ontology annotation, cellular component: COPI vesicle coat. Gene Ontology annotation, biological process: intracellular protein transport; retrograde vesicle-mediated transport, Golgi to endoplasmic reticulum; intra-Golgi vesicle-mediated transport. The transcript is spliced from 7 exons. The record is from RefSeq and is a predicted model, not a curated record. NCBI's taxonomy places the organism in Eukaryota, Viridiplantae, Streptophyta, Magnoliopsida, Brassicales, Brassicaceae. The coding region runs from base 213 to 767 and encodes 184 amino acids.